GUCGACUCUGAAUCACACGCACGCAAAUAUAAUGGAGGUUAGCUUUACUGUUUGUUGUUUUGAUUUUUUUUUAUACAAAUGCAAUCGGAUUGAUAGUGUUAUGAUAAUUUUUUAACAUUAGACCAAGAAAAAUUGCAAACAUGGAAGUAGAAUCUCCGUCAUCGCUUGAUUAUGGAAACAAUCAAUUCGUCAAGCAAGAUUUUGAUUGUCCAUCAGAAGAAAAUGAACAUCUAAUCAACUCAAAUAUUUCUUCAGGGGAUAAUUAUAUAGUUGAUGAAAUGACAAACCAAAGUUUAGAUGCUGUUGAGGAGGCAGAUAACAGCAACCAAAACCAGCUAUCUGAUGAAGAACUGCAGAUCCUUGCAGAGCAGAAAGCUGUUGAAAGGGAACUACAACAGUUAAAAGAGGAGGGAUUCCUACCAAUGGAAGAACCACCAGAAUAUGAUGUCAGGCAACGUAUUGCACAACUAAAUGCAGAACUUGCUGCAGAAGGAACUAUUCCUGAUAAAAAAAAUCAGAGUGUUCAGUUUCGUGAUGAUCCUGUCACGGAUAUAUUUCCGGUAACCUAUUAUGAGAACGAAGACUAUGAUUACGAAGAGGAUGACCAAGUAGUUAAUGAUGAUGAUUCAAUUGACCAAGAAGUUGCGAAGCUAACACUAAAUGAUUCAGAUGAAAACAAUGAAGGUAAGUCCCCUAUCCAUAGAGAACAGAUGAAGAAACAAACUAUCAGCUUCUCAGAUGCUAAAGACAACAAUUCGUCAGAUGAACAGGUCAAUAGGCAGUCGGAGGAAGACACAGUUGUUGUUGAAAGAGAUGGAAAAUUUGAGGUAGUUAAUGCUGCUGAUUUAACCACAGAAGAAAGAACGCUAAUGGGGUUAGAUCCAGUCAAAAAAACUGAAUCUGCAUUGCCCAAUAUAAACAACUCAGAGACGCAUUCCAAUUCUUUUCAACCAGAGAGGCCAUCAACGGCCGGCACAUAUUCUGCACACAAACCUCACAAAAACCUGUCAAAACGUCGUGUCCAGUCUGCCCGUGCUGUGAAUCAGAAAACUUUUUCUUCAGAUAAACCAAUUAUUGUAACAAAAUCAGAUCCAUUUAGGGAUGGAACAUUUUCAGAAGUCGGUAAUGAAAAGAGUCGUUAUGGUCUCACGCAGGAACAAAAAGAGCACCAGAGGCAGCAGGCACGAUUGAAGAAAGAAAAAUUACGAGAAAAAAUGCAAGAGAAGGAGGAGGAAGAGAGGAAAAAUAAAAGUGAACGUGAUGAAGCAUUUCAAGCUUGGGUCCAGCAGAAGCAGGAGAAUAAGCAACAAAAGAGAAAAGAAGAAAGAAACAAGAGAAAGUCGGAAUCAGACCCAAAUAAGCCUAACCCAGAUGACGUAUUCAAAAGUUGGCUUGAAGGGAAGAAACGACAAUCUAAUCUAGAAAGGCGGUACCACAAGCAACUUGAGCAGGAGAGCAAACAAUGCCUGCAACAAAGGAGUCGUGCAGAAUGCGAGAAGAGCUACAAAGCAUGGGUCCGUUCCAAAAAUCAACAAUUGCGUGAACAGCAGUCACUCAGCAGGGCACAAGCUCUGUCAACAAAACAACAAGCACAGAGGUCAAGGAAGUCGCGAACUUUGGCCAAAGCUCUUCAAGUCGCUCAAACCUACAGAUACACAGACUAUUAUGGUUACAGAUUUUAAAUGAAAUGAACUUUCAGUCAUUCAAAUUUUAUUCAGAAGGAUGAGUUUGAUUAUGGGAAAAAUUUUUCUUGAGAUUCCAUCAAAUAAGUACAGUUAAUCCUACAUUCAAUUCUAUCGAUUAACACUUUAGGAAGAGGAGAAAAAAAUCACUCGUUAUUAGAAUUAGAAGAAUUGUUUUUUUGGUUAAGCACAAACAAUACGCUUAAAGUGAUCACUGGCGCUAAUUCAAGUUAACAUAGCAAACAUUGAAAAGUAACAUUAUAGUAUGUCUGAACUUAAAAUUGGUUAAAUAGCUAUUAAAAGAUUAUUUAUUUAUAUUGAUGAAUUUAUCAAAAUUAAUAUCUCUUUUUUGUAUGUUUUGUUGCAUAUUCCGUCCAAAGCAUAAAUUGUGUGCAUUUUUGUUUAUUCCAAAGAGAAUGUGUCCCAUUUGCUAACAGAGAAAUAAGGAUACAGUAGAUGAGACCGGGCCAUGUCCCGGUCCAGUGUUUUAAAUAUUAAUAGGCCACAGGUUUUCUUACAUCUUACGAUGAAAUGCCCUUGUUUAGACAUUUUAACUCUAUUUUUAUAUCGUGAAAGUAAUUUGAAACAAGGAAGGGUAGACACACUUAUUCCAUGAUGAUAUUUCUCAUUCUUUUUCAAAAUUGUAUGUACUAUUCUAUGAUGAUGUAAUGAUGUUUUUUAAGAUGGGUAUUCUUGCCAAAAUAGAUUAAUUCUUCAUGUUUGUACUGGAAUGUAUUUUGCCUGUAUUUAAGCAAAGCAAAAGAAUAGCUUUAGGUAAAAAGUCGUUAGUUUUAACAAACAGCAGUUGUCUCGCUCGCUUACACACUGGUGCCAAAACACUUAGUAAAUUGAUGAUUUUUAUACUUUUCAUUUUUAAAUAGAUAAGAGUGUUCUUAACUUUCUGUUGAAAGACUACAUUUCCUGUAUUUUUGCAUACACCCUUAUAUGGGGCAAUUUUGAAGAAUUUUUGAAAUAGUGUAUGAAGUUUUAUUCUGUGUCUUAUUGUAAGUCAUGGAUGAGUGAAUAAUUCUACUUGUAGGUUCCCGUCGUUGUGCAGUGUUGAAAGCACCUUAUCGUAAGAUGUUAACUUGUGAUCUGCUUAAGGUUUGUUUCAUAGACAGUAUCUUUGUUUAUAAUCACUAUUUUAUGGACCGAGGCACAAAGCCCCGUCCCUUGGAAAUUGCUGCCAAGGUCUAAAAAAACGACAGCGUAAACGUACGUAAACACGUGUGUUUGUCAGAAUUGCUAGCUCUGCUCUGAUUGGCCAGUUGUUACAUUUUAUUGACACUCCAGAAGGAUCACUGUACUCUUUUGAAAUUCAAGCACUCUGGAAGAUGGAUGAGAUAAAUUCUGAUUUUUAUGUAGCUGUUUUGCGUGCCUUUUCUUGUUAUCUAAACGUAAUGUAGCAUGUAAGAUUCUCAGGAAUGAAGUUAUACUACUGUGUGGUGGUGUAUUUUACAGUACCUUGAUCCCUUACAAAAGUUUACCUCAACCAUUCUUGAAUUUUGUAUUUCGGCUAUUGUUUUACAAAUUUAGGAAUCUUUUAACAAUUAUUAGUGUUUAUUGUGUUUAAUUGUGACAGUUAUGCUACUCUAGCGUAACUGUAUUCGUUAUCGUUUUCAUAAACUUGCGAAAACUCCCUAGUAUUCUAGUCUAGUGGUUUUGUAGCAGGGGUGACAAUGCACUACAUGAAAAUUGCUUUUAUGCCUUCCAUUUUUUUGCAUAAACUAAGUUAAGCAAGUACUAACCGCAUUGGUGUGACAUUACAGUAUAUAGAUCUUGGGAACGUUAUAAUCAGUACUGUACUUAAAUCAUGUUUAUCUCGUGCAUUAAGCCAAAAGAACUUUUUGUUGCCCUAAACCUGAUUGACCAAACCUUUAAAAAAAAUUGAGUCCGACUUUUUGUAAUGCAUUAUUACCAUGGAGACUAUAAAACUUGUUUUGUACUUUGGCAACACAACUAUUUUUGGCCUAAUUUUUUGCUCUUGUAUUUGUCCGUCCACGCAUGUUCAAAUUAGGCGUGAGCCCUACGAUUGUCCAUGUAGUAUUGUGCGUUUACUGAGAGAUGUAAUUAAUGAUUAAGAGGAUAUAGUAAAGAACGAUUUGUUAGCAGGAAA
Anneissia japonica is the source of this 3798-nucleotide messenger RNA. Its product is annotated as coiled-coil domain-containing protein 181-like. Bases 141 to 1682 code for a protein of 513 amino acids. The transcript is spliced from 4 exons. Gene Ontology annotation, molecular function: microtubule binding. NCBI's taxonomy places the organism in Eukaryota, Metazoa, Echinodermata, Crinoidea, Comatulida, Comatulidae. The record is from RefSeq and is a predicted model, not a curated record.